Messenger RNA from Chionomys nivalis (European snow vole), 5936 nucleotides. It is a transcript of the gene Atp8b4, whose product is annotated as ATPase phospholipid transporting 8B4 (putative). Gene Ontology annotation, molecular function: ATP binding; ATP hydrolysis activity; ATPase-coupled intramembrane lipid carrier activity. The record is from RefSeq and is a predicted model, not a curated record. The transcript is spliced from 29 exons. The coding region runs from base 447 to 4109 and encodes 1220 amino acids. Gene Ontology annotation, cellular component: plasma membrane. NCBI's taxonomy places the organism in Eukaryota, Metazoa, Chordata, Mammalia, Rodentia, Cricetidae. Gene Ontology annotation, biological process: Golgi organization; phospholipid translocation.
UCCCUUUGUGAUGAGUUAGCUCCCACUGCUGGUUCUUUAAACUCUGGGAAAACAGGUGGGCACUCCAAAGCUGCUGGCUUAGCUUCCUCUGUCCAGGGCUGCUAGAAGUUUGGCGAGCAGACAGGUAGCUGGCGUGCCUGGCUCACUCCCACCUUGAGUCGCUGCUUCCCACAGAGGAAGCCAUCCUCCCGCCAGUCUCUCGGGAGUCCCCUUUUGUUUUAACCAGUUUUGCCUGGCUGUGGUAGCAGACAACAGUAGGAGGAGAUGCUCCUCAGAGCUCAGACUCUUUCCAAGGAGGGCUCUCGCCCCUAUUUGCCCUGCAGCUGGGGAAGCUGCCCUCUUGACGUGACAGCAUCCUUUCCUGAAGACUGUUGAUUCGGUUGCUACCCAGCAGUUUUCGGUUGUGGUGGUGGCCAGCGCUUGUGACGUGGUAAAAACUCAGGGGGAUGAUGUUCUUCAGUAAGAAGAAGCUGCCUGAAGUAGAGCGGGUGGUAAAAGCCAAUGACCGUGACUACAAUGAGAAAUUCCAGUAUGCGGACAAUCGUAUCCAUACGUCCAAGUACAACGUUCUCACAUUCUUGCCAAUUAACUUAUUUGAGCAGUUCCAAAGAGUGGCGAAUGCCUAUUUCCUUUUUCUCCUGAUACUACAGCUCAUUCCAGAAAUCUCUUCCCUGACCUGGUUCACCACCAUCGUGCCUCUGGUCCUGGUGAUCUCCAUGACAGCUGUCAAGGAUGCUACCGACGACUAUUUUCGUCACCGGAGUGAUAAUCAAGUGAAUAACCGGCAGUCGGAAGUGCUCAUCAACAGCAAGUUGCAGAAUGAAAAAUGGAUGAACGUUAAAGUUGGAGACAUUAUUAAAUUAGAAAAUAACCAAUUUGUUGCUGCCGACUUGCUGCUCCUGUCAAGUAGUGAGCCACAUGGUCUGUGCUAUGUUGAAACAGCCGAGCUCGACGGGGAAACAAAUCUAAAAGUCCGUCAAGCGCUGCCUGUCACCUCAGAACUGGGAGCAGAUAUUAGCAGCCUUGCAAAGUUUGAUGGUGAGAAGCCACACCUCUACAGCCCUGUGGGGCUUCAAUCUCCAAUGUUGCAGGACCCACAUGAAGCUCCUGUCUCCUCAGGGACUGUCGUCUGUGAGGCACCUAACAACAAGUUAGACAAGUUCUCCGGAGUCCUCUCUUGGAAGGACAGCAAGCACACUCUCAGCAACCAGAAGAUAAUCCUGAGAGGCUGCGUCCUGAGGAACACCAGUUGGUGCUUCGGAAUGGUUCUUUUUGCAGGUCCUGACACUAAACUUAUGCAGAACAGUGGCAAGACAAAGUUUAAAAGGACAAGCAUUGACAGAUUGAUGAAUACCCUAGUCCUGUGGAUAUUUGGAUUUCUGGUGUGCUUGGGAGUUAUUCUUGCAAUAGGAAAUUCAAUCUGGGAGAGUAAAGUUGGAGCCCAGUUCAGAACUUUCCUCUUUCGGAGUGAAGGCGAGAAGAGUUCCUUAUUCUCAGGAUUCUUAACUUUCUGGUCAUACGUUAUCAUCCUCAACACACUUGUGCCCAUUUCGUUAUAUGUGAGCGUGGAAGUAAUCCGCCUGGGACACAGUUAUUUUAUAAACUGGGACCGGAAGAUGUAUUAUACUGCCAAGGCAAUGCCUGCCGAAGCUCGGACGACCACACUCAAUGAAGAACUGGGCCAGAUUGAAUAUAUUUUCUCUGACAAAACAGGAACUCUCACUCAAAACAUCAUGACUUUCAAAAAAUGUUCCAUCAAUGGGAGAGUCUAUGGUGAAGUACUAGAUGACCUGAGCCAGAAGAAAGAAAUAACUAAGAAAAAGGAGUCUGUGGAUGUCCCAGGCAAAUCUCAGUCAGAGAGAGUGCUUCAUUUCUCUGACCACAGUCUGAUGGAAGCCAUUGAACUGGGGGACCCCAAAGUGCACGAAUUCCUUCGCUUGCUUGCUCUCUGCCACACUGUAAUGUCAGAGGAGGACGGUGCAGGACAGCUGGUUUACCAAGUUCAGUCACCCGAUGAGGGAGCUCUAGUUACCGCUGCUAGAAAUUUUGGGUUUGUUUUUAAGUCUCGGACCCCAGAGACAAUAACAGUGGAAGAAUUGGGAACACCUGUUACUUAUCAGUUACUUGCCUUUUUGGAUUUCAACAACAUCAGGAAAAGGAUGUCUGUCAUAGUUCGAAAUCCAGAAGGACAGAUAAAACUUUAUUCCAAAGGAGCAGACACUAUUUUGUUUGAGAAACUCCAUCCUUCCAACAAAGACCUGCUGUCUUUGACGUCAGACCAUCUUAGCGAAUUUGCAGGUGAAGGCCUUCGCACCUUGGCGAUUGCUUAUAGAGAACUUGACGACAAAUACUUUAAAGUGUGGCAGGAGAUGCUCGAAGAUGCAAAUGCGGCCACCAUGGAGAGGGAUGAAAGGAUAUCUGGGCUCUAUGAAGAAAUUGAAAGAGAUUUGAUGCUACUAGGUGCCACUGCCGUAGAAGAUAAGUUACAAGAAGGUGUUAUUGAAACAGUUACAAGUCUAUCACUAGCCAAUAUUAAGAUCUGGAUUCUAACAGGAGACAAAGAAGAAACUGCCGUUAAUAUUGGUUACGCCUGCAAUGUGCUGACGGACGCCAUGGAUGCCGUGUUUGUGAUAACGGGGAACACAGCUCUAGAAGUGCGACAAGAACUCAGGAAAGCCAAGGAAAAUUUGUGUGGACAAAACACGAGUUUUUCCAAUGGACACGUACUUAAUGAAAGUAAGCAGCAGUUGAAGUUGGACUCGGGUGCAGAAGAAUUGGUAACAGGAGAAUAUGCCUUAGUCAUAAACGGCCACAGUUUGGCCCAUGCCCUAGAAAGUGAUGUGGAGAACGAUUUUUUGGAACUCGCCUGCAUGUGCAAAGCUGUGGUUUGCUGCAGAGUCACCCCACUCCAGAAAGCCCAAGUAGUGGAGCUGGUCAAAAAGCACAGGAACGCUGUAACUUUGGCUAUCGGUGAUGGGGCCAAUGACGUCAGCAUGAUUAAAAGUGCUCACAUUGGCAUUGGCAUCAGUGGCCAGGAAGGCCUGCAAGCAGUCUUGGCCAGCGACUACGCUUUGGCUCAGUUUAAGUAUCUCCAGCGGCUGCUUCUUGUUCACGGAAGGUGGUCCUACUACCGAAUGUGCAAGUUUUUAUGCUAUUUCUUCUACAAGAACUUCGCAUUCACCCUCGUGCAUUUCUGGUUUGCCUUCUUCUGUGGUUUUUCAGCACAGACUGUUUAUGACCAGUGGUUCAUCACUCUUUUUAACAUCGUUUACACAUCACUACCUGUUUUAGCCAUGGGGAUUUUUGACCAGGAUGUGAGUGACCAGAACAGCAUGGACUAUCCUCAGCUCUACGAACCUGGACAACUGAAUCUACUUUUCAACAAGCGUAUCUUUUUCAUCUGUGUGGCACACGGAAUCUACACUUCGUUAGCCCUUUUCUUCAUUCCCUAUGGGUCCUUUUACAACGCGGCUGGAGAAGACGGGCAGCACAUUGCUGACUACCAGUCCUUUGCGGUUACCAUGGCCACAUCCUUAGUCAUUGUGGUCAGUGUACAGAUAGCCUUGGACACCAGUUACUGGACGGUGAUUAAUCAUGUCUUCAUCUGGGGCAGUGUGGCUACAUAUUUCUCCAUUUUACUGGCCAUGCACAGUAACGGCGUCUUUAGAAUCUUCCCGCACCAGUUCCCCUUUGUCGGAAAUGCAUGGCACUCCUUGAGUCAGAAGUUCGUCUGGCUUGUUGUUCUCUUGAUCGCAGUGACUUCGGUCAUGCCGGUGGUGGCAUUCAGAUUUCUGAAGAUGUAUUUGUACCCAAGCCUAAGUGAUCAGAUCCGCAGGUGGCAGAAGGCUCAGAGAAAGGAAAGGCCCAUCCGAAGCCGAAGGCCUCAGACCCGCAGGUCAAGCUCCAGAAGAUCCGGGUACGCGUUUGCUCACCAAGAGGGCUACGGAGAGCUCAUCACAUCUGGAAAAAAUAUGCGAGCUAAAAAUCCAGCCCCGACAUCAGGGCUGGAAAAGAUGCUUUACAACAACACGAGCUGGAUUGAAAAUUUAUGUAAGAAAACCACAGACAUGGUGAGCGGCUUUAGUCACGAUAAGACAGUGAAACUGUGAGUCAAGACGGACUUGAACCACAAGGCUUUCUUUACACCUCCUCUGGGGCUGAGCUUCAGCUGCUCAGGGGCCAAGAACAGGGCAGAUCGCCUUGCUAACAUCUGUGGCCUCCAGUUGUCAAUGCCUGUCACAUACUGGUGUGUUUUGCAGGGAACCGGGCUCCAUGGGCACCAUCCAGUUUGUGAGUCUGUGGACCAAGCCCUCCGUCAAGAGACAAGCACAGAAUUUUAUUAACUUAAACAUCAAUUGAUCUGAAUUUUGAAUCUUAUUUAUGGGGGAGAAAAAGCUUGUAAAUUAGCAUCUACACUGGAUGGGUCCUGGGUCUGUAAAAGGGUGAAAUGCAGGUUUACAGAUACACUGUGUAUGUGAAGCGCUGCCUUCCCCAAAGGCAGCCGCAGAGUUUACAGUCUGCAGUAUGGUGCUUUCAGACUGAGAGUCAGUCUCUCUCCAGUUGUGACCUCAGUUUACCAGUCCAUCCCGGACAACAAACCGUCACGUGUCUGAAGAACACGCAAAAAAAGCCCAUGGGGUUCCCUGUUUUCCAAACCAGGCCAGGGACAAAACAGGCUGAAUAUCUUUGCAGAGGGGCUGCUAAUGUGGUCAGAUUUAUUCAGAAAGUGUUUAGUCUGUUCUAUGUAGGGACAAAAUAUGGGAGUGGCUCCCCAGGAAGUCUCCAAAGGUCCCCGUGGCUUGUGUAGCAAUGUCAGUAGCGAUCUGUAGCACGUUACAGACUGCAGAUGGAACCCUCAGAGUGGUGGACUGCCAUACUCUUUCGAGAAUGUUCCAUAUAGCCUAGAGGCAAAAGCUGCUGAUGGAUCCCAUUUUCGAAAGUUAAGAAUUGAAAGGGAGUGAGUUAAUAGGCAAUCUCUACUGUUACUAUUUACUCAGGUUUAGAUUAUGAAGACGCAAUUCCUCUUAGUGUCCAGCUGUCUUGUUUAUAACUCAAACAUCUAAAUAGAUGGAUGGGUGGGGCUGAUCUUUAAAACAGAGAUUGCAGCCUGGACUUGGGAUGGCUGGAUGAGCCACUAGUUUCUUUCCUCCAUAGGCUCUAUGUUCAAAUUGUUGCUCUGCCACCUUUUACCUCUGUGGUGGGCAGCCGAUGUGCCUUUAGAGACCGGGUUUCCUCCUCUACCCAAAGAGGAGGGACUACCUACCUCAAGUGGUUGAUGACGAUCAAGCACAUGUUCUCAAACUGUUAGAAAUACAGUUCUCAAUAGGAAUGUAUAAGUUAGGCUUCAGAUAGCUCCUCAUCCAAACAACAGCCACGGGAAGAGACCGCAGGACCUGGGCUGUCAGUCAUGAGUGGGAUGACCUCAUGGAAGUGAGGUUGCUAGGUAUGAUAGAAAACAAGUGAAAUUAUAGCCCGGGGAGCAUAUUUAGCUGCAAGGAAGUGAAAUAAAGCAUCAGGUCUUACUAGUUUUCCAAAAUCAGCCUUUGGUUUUCUCCUUCCUCUGGUCCCUAUUCAAUUGCCGAUCAGGUGAAAGUACUUUCCACAAAGACUUGCUAAUCCUUCAGUGGCCUUGAUAGAUGAUGGGCUAGGAUGGUAUUAAUAGAUCAGUGUCUCCUGCCCAGGUGGCCUUGGUUUCUAAGGGUAAUUCUUUUCUGGAUGGUACUUAAUGAGACAAUAUGUGUGCAGGAGUCUAAUACCUAGAGCUUAAACCAAUGACAAAGUCUUGUAGCUAUUCCUUUUUUUCUAUACAUAUCUACCUAGAAAAAAAGUAAGAUUUUUUUGUGUGUGUGUGUGUGUCUUAUGAUUAGGUUCAGUGUGCUUGGUUAUGUUUUAUAACAAUUUCAAAAACUUUGGAAAUUUUCAGUAAAUUUUUUGCA